AUGGCGCGAUCGAUCGGCAGGGGCGGCGCCAGGCCGAUCGAAGAGCCGCUGGAGGCUGCGAUCGAUCGCAUUUGCAGCAGCAGUGAGGCGGGCAGCACCGCAAUCUAUAUCCCGCUGCUCCGGCGCUGCCUGGAGCAGCGCGCGCUGCCCCAGGGCAGGCGAUUGCACGCGCACCUCCUGGAAUCCGGAUUCCUCGAGCGCAGCGCCGCCGAUCCCAUCGUCGCCAGCUACCUGGUGAAGAUGUAUGGCAGAUGCGGCAGCGUGGCGGAUGCCGAGGCGGCAUUCCGCGCCUGCGAUCCAGUGCGCACGCCCUACACCUGGAACAACAUGCUCUCGGCGUACCUGGGCAACCAUCUCCCGCGCGAGGCGCUGGAGAUCGGCAAGAGCAUGGAUCUCGAGGGCGUUCCCAGGAGCGCCUCCAAUCUGGUAAGCUCCAUCUCUGCCUGCGCUCGCCUUGGCUCAGCGUUUCUUUCGCAAGGCAGGGAACUCCACGAGCGCUACCGCCAGUGGUGGCGGCGGGGAGGCGGAGGAGAGGUGGCGGUGGCGGGCGAGGAGGACGAUCUGGUGGCCACCGCGCUGGUGGACAUGUAUUCAAAGUGUGGGAGCUUGGACGAUGCUAGGCGCGUCUUCGACGACUACUCGGUGGAUUCCAAGAGGAUGGCGCUGUGGACGGCCAUGGUCUCCGGGUAUGCGCUCCAUGGGCAUAGCCGCCAAGCGCUCGAGCUCUACCAGCGCUUUCUCUCCGUAUCCAGCGAGCCCCCGGACACUGUGAUGCUGCUCAGUGCCAUCACCGCCUGCUCCAGCGCAGAGUUUCUCGACGAUGGGAGAGCCAUCCACGCGCAAAUCUCUUCCCGGGAACUGGAUCACCACACCCACCUGGGGAACGGGCUUGUCAACAUGUAUGGGCGAUGCAAGGAGCUCCACAGGGCGCGGAAAGCCUUCGAGAAGAUCACUGCCAAGAACUUGGUGUCGUGGAACGUGAUCAUCGGGGCGUAUGCCCAGGAGGGGCAUCGCGGCCACGCCAUGGAGCUCUUCCAGCGGAUGGAUCCCGAGGGGGUCGCGGCCGACGCCGUCACCUUUCUCCACGUCCUCGACGCUUGCGGCGGCGUGGAGGCGGCGGGGGACGUCCGGAGGAUCCACAAGAAGCUGGAGCUCUCGGGCUUGGAGUGGGACGUGUUCGUCGCCUCGUCGCUCGUCAACGCCUAUGGGAAGUGCGGCUGCCUCGCCGAGGCGAAGAGGGUCUUCGACGCCAUGCCGCUCAAGAACACGGUGACCAUGACGUCGAUGCUCGCGGCCUACGCACAGCACGGCCUCGGCGAGGAAGCUCUUGAGAUCUACAGGGAGAUGGAGUCGCAGGGGAGGAAGGCCGACCGGGUGACUUUCAUCAGUGCUCUCGACGCUUGCUCCAGCAUCGGGGCUCUCAGCCAGGGACGAGCGAUCCACAGCCGGCUGCUCGUGAGUGGGAUCAUCCAGCAGCCAGACGUGGUGCUGGGGACGGCGCUGCUCAACAUGUAUGGGAGGUGUGGAGUGCUCGGCGCUGCAAAGUCGCUCUUUGAUGGGAUGGCGGACAAGAACACAAUCACUUGGAACGCGCUCAUGGGGUCGUAUGCUCAGUGGGGGUAUGGCAAGGAGGCGCUCAACCUCUACCACUCCAUGGACGCGCAGCCAAACUCUCUGACGUUCCUGGCGGUGCUCACGGCUUGCUCGACGGUGGGAGCGCUGCUCCAGGGCCGAGCUGCGCACGCAAGGCUGGCUCCGGCCGGGUUUGAGAAGGAGGUGGAGGUCGGGGUCGCGCUGGUAAACAUGUAUGGCAAGUGUGGCAGCCUCGAGGACGCGCUGGGAACGUUUGCGAAGCUGGAGAGGAAGACGGUGGUGACUUGGACGGUGGCAAUGCUGGCGCUGGCUCACCACGGCGAGUUUCGAGAGACGCUGCGGUUGUUCACGGAGAUGGAGCUGGAAGGGGUGGCGCCGGACAGUGUCGCGCUGCUGGCGGCGCUCUUCGCUUGCAGUCACAGUGGAAAACUCAAGGAAGGGAGGAGCUACUUCACCAACAUGAUCCAGGACUACGGCGUGAGUCCGACGCUGGCGCACUACGACUGCGUGGUGGAUCUGCUGUGCCGGACGGGGCUGCUGGGCCGGGCCGAGGAGCUCAUCGACAGCAUGCCGUUCGAGCCGAGCGCCGUGACUUGGACGACGCUCCUGGCGGCGUGCCGGACUCACUCGACCCUCUACGACAAGGCAAAGGUGGCGGCGGACAAGGCGCUAGAAACGGAGCCUCACAACGCCGGGAUCUACUUCGCGCUCUCGUACAUGUACUCGGGCGUCCGGACUUACAGGCAGGAGCGGCUCAACGUCUCGGACAAGCUCAACUCGAUCCAGCGCCAGGUCGGGCGGUGCUUCAUCGAGACGAGGGACCAGAUCCACGAGAUCGUGGCGGGGGAGACGGCGGCGCAUCCUUACGCGGCCGCCGUUGACGAGGAGCUCCACCGGCUAAACAUCGAGCUGACCAUCGAGCGGGGAUGCAAGGUGGAGGAGAAGAACCACAGCGCCAAGAGGGCCGUGGUGCUGGGGCUGGUGAGCACGCUGCCCGGCACCACCAUCCGAGUGGUCAAGAACCUCAAGCUGUGCGCCGACUGCCACCACGCGAUCAAGCUCUUCUCCAAGAUCCGCGGCAGGAGGAUAAUCGUAAGGGACUACGUUGAGUUCCACCACAUCGAGAAGGGCGUGUGCUCGUGCGACGGAAGGAAGCCGGCGCUCGGCCUGGGGCUGGAUUGCUUGGUCGCUCCUCCGACUCACAUACCGGGAACUCUUUGGUGA
Molecule: messenger RNA, 2817 nt
Organism: Selaginella moellendorffii
Lineage: Eukaryota; Viridiplantae; Streptophyta; Lycopodiopsida; Selaginellales; Selaginellaceae
Product: putative pentatricopeptide repeat-containing protein At3g11460, mitochondrial
Exons: 1
Coding region: 1-2817 (938 amino acids)
Biological process (GO): RNA modification
Molecular function (GO): RNA binding; zinc ion binding; protein binding
Source: RefSeq, a predicted model, not a curated record